Engraulis encrasicolus (European anchovy) is the source of this 5219-nucleotide messenger RNA. It is a transcript of the gene csnk1da, whose product is annotated as casein kinase 1, delta a. The transcript has 9 exons. Bases 417 to 1634 code for a protein of 405 amino acids. Gene Ontology annotation, molecular function: protein serine/threonine kinase activity; ATP binding. Lineage: Eukaryota; Metazoa; Chordata; Actinopteri; Clupeiformes; Engraulidae. The record is from RefSeq and is a predicted model, not a curated record. Gene Ontology annotation, biological process: signal transduction; spindle assembly; regulation of circadian rhythm. Gene Ontology annotation, cellular component: cytoplasm; nucleus; spindle microtubule.
AACUGAUCCAGCCAGCAGAACGACACCGAGCAAGGCAGAGAAACACAGAUAACAGACAGAAACCGACGGGGACAUUCUGAUAAAUCCGUCUUCAUCCUUUGCAAAUAAUGACAGGAUGUGUUUUAAAAUAGCAAGAGCAUAAGGUUGACAACGAAACCUAUCCAACAAGCCCCGUAUUGUGGUUGUACGAAAUUCGGAAUGUUUUAAAACGACUGGUGAAAACUGGAGAAUCGCUGGCAGUAUUAGCAAGCUAGCACCUAUUAUAAGGGGAUACUUCAAGACUGGUUGGAGGAGAGACAUUGAAUAGGCGUUUUUUAUUCUGUGUGAAUUUGGAAACACAGGGAAAGAGAGCAAAUAAGUCAUAUUUCUUUUUGUACAAGAGCUAGCUACAUUGCUAGCUUUUAAGUUUCGCCAGAAUGGAAUUGCGAGUGGGAAACCGAUACAGACUUGGUCGGAAAAUCGGAAGUGGAUCAUUUGGAGACAUCUAUUUGGGCACUGACAUUUCUGUGGGCGAGGAGGUGGCCAUCAAGCUGGAAUGUGUGAAGACGAAGCACCCUCAGCUCCACAUAGAGAGCAAGAUCUACAAGAUGAUGCAGGGAGGAGUUGGCAUCCCGACCAUCAAGUGGUGCGGUGCGGAGGGCGACUACAACGUGAUGGUGAUGGAGCUGCUGGGCCCUAGCCUGGAGGACCUCUUCAACUUCUGCUCCCGCAAGUUCAGCCUGAAGACCGUGCUGCUGCUGGCAGACCAGAUGAUCAGCCGCAUCGAGUACAUCCACUCCAAGAACUUCAUCCACAGAGACGUGAAACCCGACAACUUCCUGAUGGGCCUGGGCAAGAAGGGCAACCUGGUCUACAUCAUCGACUUCGGCCUGGCCAAGAAGUACCGCGACGCCCGCACCCACCAGCACAUUCCCUACCGCGAGAACAAGAACCUCACCGGCACCGCCCGCUACGCCUCCAUCAACACCCACCUGGGCAUCGAGCAGUCCCGGCGUGAUGACCUGGAGUCUCUAGGCUACGUGCUGAUGUACUUCAACCUGGGCUCUCUGCCCUGGCAGGGCCUGAAGGCUGCCACCAAGAGGCAGAAGUACGAGCGCAUCAGCGAGAAGAAGAUGUCCACGCCCAUCGAAGUCCUCUGCAAAGGAUACCCCUCGGAGUUCGCCACGUACCUUAACUUCUGCCGCUCGUUGCGCUUCGACGACAAGCCCGACUACUCGUACCUGAGACAGCUCUUCAGAAACCUCUUCCACAGACAAGGCUUCUCUUACGACUACGUGUUCGACUGGAACAUGCUCAAGUUUGGAGCGAACCGUGCGGCGGAGGACGCUGAGCGCGAGAGGAGGGAUCGUGAGGACCGGCUGAGGCACGGCAGGAACCCGGCGGCCCGCGGCAUGCCCUCCGCCUCGGGAAGACCCCGCGCCACACAGGACGUGCCACCCCCCACGCCACUCACACCCACCUCACACACAGGCAUGGAGCGAGAGAGGAAGGUUAGCAUGAGACUGCACCGCGGCGCUCCCGUCAACAUCUCGUCCUCGGACCUGACAGGACGACAGGACACGUCGCGCAUGUCCACCUCACAGGCUCUGUCACGCGUGACUCCCAGCGGACUGCAGUCGGCAGUACCUCGAUGAGACGCAGCCCUGCAUCCCUGUCUGCGUUUCCCUGCGUCCCACUUUUCUCCCCUGACCCUGAAACAACACCACCCCUCCCAGUCCCCCUUUACAACGUGACCGCGAGGGGGACACCACCAAGCCCCAACCUGAUGGGGCCCCACCACCACCUCCACCAACACCUUGACCAGACCAGGACCUCCGGCCAGCCACGCCACGCCAGGCUUGCGGUUGCGGAGAAAAGAGUAACAGCAACAAAAGAAAAAGCAAAAAAGAGAAAAAGAAGAAAAAAAGGACACACACAAAAAAGAAAAACAACACAACAGAAACAAACAAACUUGCAUACACACAAAGACAAAACCAUGGAUCUACAACCCCAGCCUGUCGGGAGCCAGAGACCUUUGAGUCUCUCUCUUUCUCUCUGUCUCUAUGUCUCUCUAUCACGGUCUCUCUCUCUCUCUCUCUCUCUCUCUCUCUCUCUCUCUCUCUCUCUCUCUUUAUCUCUCUCUCUCAGACACACGCUCACGUUUUCUUCCGAAUGCCAUGCGUCUUGCUAGCCCCCUUUCGGUGGGCAAACAUGGAACAAGACUUGUGCACACACACACACACACACACACGGGCACAUGUACAUGGACACAUCUCUCUCACACACACAGACACACACAAACAAACACACACACACACUAACGCACACAUACAUACACUGAAUCCCGUGCACAUUUGUGUGUUUGCUCCACUGCUCUUGGCCUGAGCGUCACCCCAUCAUGUAGAGGGGGUGGAUGUCUGGUGGCCGACGUGACGUAGCCUUUGCCAACCCCGGCAUACAUACUCAAAGACAAGGCUCCCCAACCUCCAUCAGUCGGGCACACGUCACCCCCACGCACACACACACACACGCACACAAACACCACACACACACCUCACCUUUCUCCUUGACCUCACGUUUUCCCUCAGACAUAGAGUGGCAUCACUCCAGAGAUACUCUGACUCCCUCCAACCAUCCCCCACCUCUCCACCCCGCGUGUCCCCCUGCCCUGCUCCUCGUCUUACGGGGUGGAUGGAAGCUGACUGACGGCUCCCCCAGUGGUCUCGAAGAGCGUGGACCGCGGCUGUGUUGUAACAAUGGCAUUUUUUUCCAAAACACAGAUCUUUUCCCUAACUAAACUGCUCCAUGUUGUAUCAAAUGGAAACGAAACAAAAAAAAAAUAUCAAAGCAGUUUCUUACCUGCCUGCUGGCGCGGUCUGCUCGGAUUAAAAGCCCCCCUCGCUCUCUCUCUCUCUCUCUGUGUUUGGGGGGAGGUGGAGUCACUUUUUCAGGCUUAUGAGUGACACAAAGCCUUGUGUCUCGACGUGAUGAUUUGUUUGUUUGUUUUUUCUUUUUGUGUUGUCAUGGAAUGGUGAACUCCAUGCCUGGAGACUUGUCUGUAGUCCAUGCAGCGCCAGUAAGAUGUGUGUAGGCAAGAGGGGGAGAGUUUCAAAAAAAAAGGGGGGGAUGUGAACGCCAUAGAACCCCAAAAAAUCCCCUUAUGCCACUACUCAUUCCUGCAGUGGAUCCUUAAGCAAAACCUGCAGAAAUGCUUUUUCUUUUUGUUUGUUUUUGGUUUGUUUGUUUGUUUGUUUUUCAAUGUAAAGAGGGAGGGAAAGCUGCGUAAAAUGCUACCGUUUCCCCUUUUUGAACAGUCAGCUGUUAUGUACUCCCACCUCCUGUGUGUGUGAGUGCGAGUGCGAGUGUGUGUUAUUGAGUGUGUGUGUAUGUGUUAAGGCUCUCCCUGUUGUUUGCGGCUAACUGUCCUUUCGCUCCUGGGUGGUGACCACUUCCCCCAUGAGGCUUCUCUUUACGUUUUUAAACGCCGUUGGAAAGCUGUGAAACGCCUGCAAUUGUAGAGAUGUCAAAAUGUUCACGUUGUUUGCUCGCUCUUUUGGUUCACCCCCUUGUUUUUAAUGGUGAGUUUUAAUCCCCCUCUGUCCCGGUCCCUGUGGAAGACUUCAGGUGGUCCUGGUGGGCUGGAGGGGAAGGGUGGGGUACGAAGAGGAGAGGAGAGGGGAGCCUGCCUGUUGGGAGUGCACUCCCCUCCCCUCCCUUGAUCAUCAUCACCCCCCGUCCCGGAUGCUCAGCAGCACCUCAGCUAGGCCUGAAGUCACCUUAUCCCCAAGGGCUCGCUCUCUCUCUCUCUCUCUCUCUCUCUCUCUCUCUCUCUCUCUCUCUCUCUGUCUCUCUCUCUCUCUCUCUCUCUCUCUCUCUCUCUCUCUCUCUCUCUCUCUCUCUCUCUCUCUCUCUCUCUCUCUCUCUUCCUCUUUAUCUCCCUCUCUCUGGUCGGUCUGUCUCUGCUUGUUCUUGCUCUCUGACUGUUUUUUCUCAUCAUCUAAUUUUAUAUGUCUGUUUGUCCAGUUCUAUCUCUCUCUCUCUCUCCUCUCUCAGCUCUUCAUUCCUCUCUCCCUCUCUCCUGCUUGCCUGAGACCUUGAGGGGAUGUGUCUGCUUGUGUGCGUGCGUGCGUGGUGAUGAGUGCCAGCCAUCGGCUCUCAUUUCAAAAGCCAUGUCUAUUUUGGAAUCAGCCUCCUUUUCUUCCGGACGAAGAGAGAGAGAGAGGGACGGGAGGGAGGGGGAUGACUUUUUAUUAUAUUUCAUCUUGAAGCCUAUAUUUUAAAAAACGACAUUUGGACUUAUUUUUUGGGGUUAUUUGGGGGGCAUGGAUAUUCUUUUUUUGUUUUAUUUUUGUUUGUUUUUAUUUGUAAAGCAUAAUCAAUUUAUUACACUCGCUUUAGUUCUUUUUUUUUUUUUUCUAAAUCUGUAGCUCCAGGGCUUCCCUGUGCUCGAGUCCAUGAGGAGCAAAGACGGCUGAUAUUGUUUUGCAGCAUCAUAUCACUCGGCCUAAUAGAGCAUUAGUCUUUUUUCUUGUAGUCUGUUGGGGCGGGUUUUUCGGGGCGAUGGGAUGGGAUGGGAUGGGACGGCGGACAGGGGGGUGGGGUGGUUUAGUGGUGAAUGAAAAAGAAAACCUUUCAGUUCUGUUGUGGUGUAUAUAGGAUGUUUCUAGUGAUGGCGAAGCUCCAUUUUGACAUAGCCUCUGUCUGUCUCUGUAGUGCGAGGGUGCUGAGGAAAAGGGUUAGUGCUUAGCUGGGGGCGAUGUGUGAACUAGCUCUUCUCACUUCUGGUGGUCUUGAAAAAAAAAAAAGCCAAAAAAAAGAAAAAAAACUUUGCAAACAUACAAAAUUGCUCACAGACUCAAUUUUGGGGUUGAUCCCUUACUUGGUGGUAGUAACACUCAAGAGUGAUGAAACAAAAAUGAGCAAAACGUAAAAAAAAGAAAACGUAAUAAAAAAAAGACACGAGUACACUUUGUUUGGGAUCAACCGACUGUCUUUUGUUUUAUUUUUUUCUUUUAUUCUGUUAUUGGAUUUAAUGUUUUCCUGACCUGGUUUCAUUCGGUCUGUGACUGCAGAGGCGGUCACGGCAUCAUGCCACACGUCACAUCACACUGUGCUAUCAAACUCUCCAAUGGAAUUAUGGGAAAUCUUCUUGCCCUGUAAGAUUUUUCUCCUCAUUUGUAUUGCCACUGUAUUUGUGUAUUUUAAAUUGUGUAAAUAAAUUAAUAAGUACUUGUACACAA